Molecule: messenger RNA, 1790 nt
Organism: Aaosphaeria arxii CBS 175.79
Lineage: Eukaryota; Fungi; Ascomycota; Dothideomycetes; Pleosporales
Product: Dolichyl-diphosphooligosaccharide-protein glycosyltransferase 48kDa subunit
Exons: 3
Coding region: 51-1445 (464 amino acids)
Cellular component (GO): oligosaccharyltransferase complex; endoplasmic reticulum membrane
Source: RefSeq, a predicted model, not a curated record
CAAUCGUCCAAGAGCUCUAGCAACUCCACCAACGUUGCAAUUAUUUGACAAUGCGGUGGUUAUUUUCUUUCGUCCUGGCGACGCUGCUAGCAGCGGUCCAUGCCGUAAGCUAUACUGGCAGUAGAUUGUUGGUUGUAUUGGAGGAUGCGGCAGAGAAGGAGAAGUAUGGAGUAUUCUUGGGAGACUUAGAGAGCCGCGGCUAUCAUAUCACGACAGAAUCGCCUAAGUCCGAUAAGCUCUCUUUGUUCAAGCACGGCGAACGAGCAUACGACCAUGUCCUCCUCCUCCCCUCCAAGGCGAAAGGCCUUGGGCCCGCUCUGACCGCGAACCUUCUACUCGAAUUCAUGAAGAAGGAAGGAAACAUUCUACUUGCAUUGUCCAGCGAGAAUGGGACCCCAUCAUCCGUCAAUUCGCUACUCCUCGAGUUGGACAUCCAUAUUCCGUCAGACAAGGGUGCCGUUGUUGUGGACCAUUUCAACUACGACUCUACUUCUGCGGCGGAGAAGCACGACGUUCUUCUUUUGCCAUUCCCUAAAGCACUCCGACCGGAUGUCAAGAACUACUUCGGCGGCGAAGGUGUCAUCGCUGUACCAAGGGCCGUUGGACAGGUUCUUGGAAAUGAUUCGCCGCUCCUCGCACCUGUCCUCCGAGCUCCAAGCACGGCUUACAGCUACAACCCCAAGGAUGAAUCCGAUAUCGUGGAGGAUCCCUUUGCUGUUGGUGCCCAACUCAACCUGGUCUCCGUCCUCCAGGCCCAUAACUCUGCACGACUGGCCGUUCUAGGUUCCGCUGAGGUACUUCAGAAUGCCUGGUUCGCCGAGAAAGCUACUCUUAACGGCCAGGCUGUCAAGACUGCCAACCGCGAUUUCUCGGAGAAGCUUACAAGCUGGACAUUCAAGGAGACUGGUGUCUUGAAAGUUGGCAAGCUUUUGCACUACCAGGACGAGGGUGUAAGCAAGAAGCUCAACACCUCUGGCGCCCUUCCUGAGAACAACCCUCAGAUCUACCGCAUCAAGAGCGAUGUCGCCUUCCAAGUCGAGCUCUCCGAGUACUCAAAGACUCAUCUUGUUCCUUUCGUACCUGCUGACUCGGAUGUGGUUCAACUGGAGUUCUCCAUGCUCUCACCUUUCCAUCGUUUGAAUCUCACACCAAUCUCCAAGACCGCCAACGCUACCAUCUUCGGCGUCUCCUUCAAGACCCCCGAUCAGCACGGUAUCUUCAACUUCCGCGUCAACUACCGCCGCCCAUUCCUCACCAACAUCGAGGAGAAGAGGCAGGUCACCGUGCGCCACUUCGCGCACGACGAGUGGCCCCGCAGCUGGCAGAUCAGCGGUGCCUGGGUGUGGAUCGGUGGAAUCUGGGUUACUGUCUUCGGCUGGUUGGCCUUCGUCGCCGUCUGGCUCUGGAGUGCGCCUGCGGAGAAGACCGUGAAGAAGACGCAGUAGAAGGGAAACGAAAUGGAAAUGUAUCAACAAUCUGGAGUUUGGCUUGAUUUGAAAGAAUCCAAAUACCGAACAUUCACCACCUGUGAAUUGGGGUGACGAGGAGGCGAAAUUUAGCGGGAAGCCGGGGUUCGCGUGGAAAGACGAAUGAAAGUCAAAUUUAGGCACGAUCCUCACAAAACUAUUUUGUUAAGAAAAAGAUUAUAUCACGCAUUUUGAGCGAUGCAGAAUCAUUGUGUAGAAGAACGGAUUGGGUUCUCAAUAUAGCUAUUAAAAGGAAAUAGGAUACUUGCUGUUACGUCAGGGUAGGGGUAUAUAUGUGCGAAAUCUAUGUCUUGGUCUAUGGUU